Molecule: messenger RNA, 5951 nt
Organism: Oreochromis niloticus (Nile tilapia)
Lineage: Eukaryota; Metazoa; Chordata; Actinopteri; Cichliformes; Cichlidae
Exons: 6
Coding region: 1019-2101 (360 amino acids)
Molecular function (GO): catalytic activity
Source: RefSeq, a predicted model, not a curated record
CAUCGUGACGAGUAAAGUUUACCUUGAUUGGAUGGGCAGCUCUCUGGGUGCUCAGCACCCCCAAAGCUCUGAUCCUAGAAUCGCCCCUGAGCCUGCUAUAAACAAUAACUGUAAUUGUAGUUAUUGUUUAUAGUUAAUCCCCUGAGUUUCAGUUUUCCUGCCCUUCUGAGAUCCCCAUUUCUGUUAAGUCUACAUUUUUGUUUUUUAUGCAUCUUCUCGUGUUUAAUUACUUCAUGUUUUGCUUUGAUAGCUCCUUAUUUCGUUCUCUUUAGUUUUGCUGGGUGGUUGUCUUGUUUUUCUUGAUUAGGUUCAGAUGUGUACCUUACUGUUUCCCAUUUCCCUAAUUACUUAUGUGUAUAAGCAGUGCAUAUGGCACUGUAAGCAGUGAACUUUAUUGUUUGCUUGGUUGUUACUUGUUUAAGAUGGCGCCGGUGUACGUGGCUUGCCGUCCUCGGCUGUAUCUGCUUCGCUGUUUUUUUACUCCCUCUACGCUCUUUAUGGACCUUGGCAUUGUAUUUUUUUUAUCCUUUUAGUUGUAUGCUCAUCUAAUGGCUGUGCUCUGAUUACGACAGGCAAACACUUUUAAAUCUAAGACUCUCUCAUUCCUCUCGGGCUGAUCCUUGCUGGAGCCUGGGUGACGCCACCGCGCCCCGACCAGACCCUCCGACCGGCUUCCUCCACCUACCUAUUCCGAAUCUACACAAGAAACGCUAUAGGAAACGCGGUAGAAGGAGCGGCCGUCGCGUUCGCCUCAGGGUCUACUUUAAAGCCAGCCACAGGCUACCCACAUGCCAGCCUGGAUAUUUAAUCUUCUUUCCCUCCCUCCCAGGAGCGCUCUGAUGCUAAGUUGCUCACCCACUGUUGGAUCUGCUCGGCUGACCACGAAGUCUACCCUGCCAUUCCUGUGGCAUGUUUUCCUGCUCAGGUUUGGAUAACAUCGCUCCGACGCGGCGUUUGCCGAAGCAACCUAAGUGUCCUACGACGCACCACCCGUGGCAACUUAGCCCCUAGGAUACGGAUGGCAUUGCUUAAUGUCAGGUCGCUGGUCAAUAAGACUUUUCUCUUAAAUGACUUCCUCUCCACUAAUGGGAUUGAUGCUUUAUUCCUGACUGAAACCUGGAUUCGUCCUGGUGAGUUUAUCCCUUUUACCGAACUUCUUCCAUCGGACUGUGUCGCUUUUAGCUCACCAAGGCUUACUGGUAGGGGUGGUGGCGUAGCCUCGGUCUUUAAAAAUUCAUAUGCGGUUCGGCAGCUACCCUCACCUACCUACUCUAGCUUUGAAGUCCAAUUAUUGAAGAUGACUGCAUCCACGACCACACUCUGCGUGGUGGUUUACCGACCGCCUAAAUAUAGCAAAUAUUUUAUCACGGACUUUGCUGAUCUCCUAGGCUCCGUUCUUUUUAAGUGUGGUUGUGUUCUCAUUGUUGGUGAUUUUAACAUACACACUUGCUGUAAGGAUGACCCAUUUGCUAAAGACUUCCUUGCUUUAACGGACUCUUUUAUCCUGGCUCAGUGGGUUAAUGACCCAACGCAUGUUAAAGGACAUACUUUGGACUUGGUUCUCUCACAUGGUCUGGACAUUUGUAUCAAGGAUAUAAGUGACGCUGGGAUCUCGGAUCAUUUCCCAGUUAUAUUUGAUACUGGCUUAUGCACUAAUGAACUACAUCCUGCGGCUCCCCUUCGCCUGCUACGUGUAAUUAAUGCUGAAGCGGUGUCAAACUUCUCUAUGUCUUUCUUGGAUUCUGCAUCUGUCACUCUCGACUGUUGUUCUUUUCGCUCAGUUGAUGACUGUGCUAAUACCUUGUUAUCGCUACUUUCUUCAAUCCUUGAUACUGUUGCCCCCAUUAAAAUGAAGCGCCCUAGAACCUACUCUCGGUGUUGGCUUAAUGACACUACGCGCGCUUUACGUCGCGUGUGUUGGCGCGCUGAGAGAAGGUGGAAAAAAGAUAAGCUUCAGGUUUCUUACGACAUGCUACGGACUAGCCGCUUAAAAUUCCAAAGUGCUGCUAAAACGGCCAAAGCGUCUUUCUUGUCCAAAAUCAUCCUGGCCAAUGACCAUAACCCCCCUACCUUAUUUAAAAUUUUUAACUCCAUGCUGUAGUCCACCCGAUUCUUAAAAAAAGAAACUUGUAUUUGCUCCCUCUAGGCGCAAUCUUUGAAAAAUACAAUAUCGCCUUCCACUGUUACGCCGAUGACAUACAGAUCUAUUUUGAACUUACUGACGACCUUGCUGUGUCCCUACACUACUUUCAAGAAUGCAUGCGGGAGGUCAAAGAAUGGUUCCUGAGCAAUUCUCUUGUUUUAAAUGAUAAGAAGACUGAGAUUGUGGUGUUCAACAGUAAAAUCCCUCGUGCCCGACUCGGUGCUGCCCUGGGUUCCUUUGCUAGCUCUUCCUGUGACUAUGUCAGUAACUUGGGUGUACUGCUGGAUAGCUCGCUCAAAAACUCGAUAAGCAAGUGUCUGCUGUAGUGAGAUCUAGCUUCCAACUGCGCCUUAUCUCUAAGGCUAGGCAUUAUGUUCUGCAUGAGGACCUGGAGAAGCUUAUUCACGCUUUUGUGACCUCCAGGUUGGAUUAUUGUAACUCCUUGUACUACGGUCUUCCCUCUUCUCUUCUUCUUAGACUGCAAACAGUCCAAAAUGCAGCAGCCCGCCUCUUGACUGGUACCAGGAAAUUUUGCCCUAUUACUCCUGUUCUAGCUAGCUUGCAUUGGCUGCCCAUAAAGUACCGUAUUCAAUUUAAAAUAUUACUCCUCACAUUCAAAACUAUUAAUAAAUUAGCGCCAGGUUAUCUCAGUGAACUUCUCAAACCACAUACUCCUGCUAGAACACUCAGAUCUGCCACUCAACAACUUCUGACGCAACCUAGAUCUCGGCUGAAGUCCCGGGGUGACCGUGCGUUUGCUCUGGCUGCCCUGGUACUGUGGAAUACCCUUCCUCUCGACCUCCGCACAUCUGAUUCCACUGCACUGUUCAAAUCACGACUAAAAACCCACUUAUUCAAUCUUGCCUUUCCCUCUAGUUAAUAUUUCUUUUAUGAUUUUAUAUUAUGCACUUUUAUGCUCGUUUAAUUUCUUGUUUGCUCUGUACCUGUUGCCUUCCUAUGUGUCAGUGACAGCUACCUGCUUGCAUACCUAGUACUUGCUUUGGUCCUAUUUCUAUUAUCUUCCUUCUAUUUAUGUUACUUGUUAACCACCUUGGCAUACCCUUGGUUUUUAAGUGUGCUUUAUAAAUAAAGUUUAUUAUUAUUAUUAUUAUUAUUAUUUAAACCUUUAGAUUGCAUUAGUCUGUAUCCCAUCAUACUAUUUGUUUGCUCUAUGUCUGUUUUUAGAAAGAAUUACAGCUGAGCCAUUCGGACAGGGACAUUAAGCUUAGGAUUUAUUUUAUUUUUUUGGAAAUAAUUCAAAUCAUGCAGCAUCAUGUUAAAACUGUGGAACAGUUUUCCUGUGGACCUACAGCAAUGUUCAAGCAUUAGUCAGUUCAUAAAGAUGUUUCGAAAACUGCUUUUGGAAGAAUAUGAAACUGACAAAGUUGAUCACCCAUUGUAUAUAUAACUAUGCUAAAUUGUAUCUAAAUUAUAUCUAUCACUGUAGCUGUGUUUAUACAUGUCCUCCUUGUUUAUUGUGUGGGGUAAGUGAUGAUGGGAAUUAGGGGUAACAAUGAAUAGUGGGAUUCAAUAGAAUGUUGAGCAUGGGGUAGGGAUUAAUAAGUAUGUUAUACUUCUUCCUACUCCAUUUCAGACUUAAUAAUUGUCAUUUCAUGUCAUUUAGACUCUGUUUUAUUUUAUUUAUUUUCUUUUUUUUUGUUUUGUCUGAGCACAUACGUGUGUGUAUUUACAUAUAUAUUUGUAUUUGUAAAUGCAAGUAUGUGUACUUGUGUAUAUAUUGUUUGUUUCUGUAUAUGUCUGAAAUAAAGUUACAAUAACAAUAACAAUGUUGUUGACUAACUACGGGAUCAUCUCUUUUCCCUUUCUGUCUUAUUCCUGACAUAUGUAUUUCUCUCUUCUGGUCAGCGGCUCUCUACACAUACUUUAUUGAGAACAUAUUUACAGUAGGCCAUGUGUGGCUCUGUAGCUAGCCACGAAGCAGCAUAAUUAGUAUCACUUGUUGUCAACUAGCCAAGCUUCAUUAACUUGCCAAAUAUUGCUGGUAUUUAUUUUUUCAACUAUAUUUACAUCUAGGGUUAUAGUUUUGAAUGUAAAUGACUAACUUACUGCUAUCUUGUAACUCUUUUCAACUUUGUAAGUUCUCUUUUUCACAAAUGGACAUUGAACUUUAUUGUAAAACCUUUUAGAAUAGCCACACUCAUUUUAUUUGGAACAUUUUUAACCCUUAGAGUUUCCUCAGUGCCGGUUUGCUUUUGGGAACUGUAGGAGCAUUUGCACUAGCAAAAAGCUGAUGCAAAUUCAGUUCAUCCAUCCAUCCAUUCUCUUCCACUUAUCCUUUUCAGGAUUGCAGGAGGGCUGGAGCCUAUCCCAACUACCAUACCCGGAGAGAACCCACGCAAACACGGGGAACUCCACACAGAGAGGACCCGGCCAGGUGGUGGAAUCACACUCAGGAGCUUCUUGCUGUGAGCUAACAGUGGUAUGUGCUGUGAUAUAAAUCAAACAGACAGAUGUCUCUGGUGAGAUCAGCGGUUGGGCCCUCGCUGCUUUAACCCUUUAACCGAUUCCCACAGACGAGUUAGCAAGGACGCAUGCAGCAGGCUGGUAAAUGACAGUAUUCAGCUGUGUUAGGACCAGGGAUCUACCUCCACUCCAGCAUGUCUUCUAUCACUGGAACAGGAGAGGCAGACGAGAUUAUUUUUAAAGUGAGACGGGAGAGGAGCGGAGGGGAAGCUGGGAUCAGCUGAGACCGGAGCUGUCCAGACUACGGACUGUCACAACAAAUGAAAACUAAAAAUAAAGGUGGCAUCUGGCAAUAAAGAACUGUGUGUGUGUGUACGUGCGUGAAGUGCAUCUCACAAGUGGUGCCGAAACCCUGUCUGCGUGGGGAUGUCUGACCCACAUGCUGCGCCGCCUGCCCAGCCUUUGCAGUUCCUGGCGCAAAUGCUGGCGGAGAUGGCGAAGAUGUGCCAAGACCAGGUGGCUGCCCAGCACGAUCACCUGGCAAAGCUGCAGGAGCAGGCGGACCGGCAGACCCAGGUUCUGGAGCGGCUGGUUGGAGCCGCUGUGCCGCCAAAGGCCCCUCCACUGUUGGUGACGAUGCCCCGGAUGGGCGACGGGGACGACCCCCAGGUUUUUCUGGAGACUUUUCACGCCACGGCUGAGGCCUGCCAGUGGCCACAGGUGGAGUGGGCUCCGCGUUUGCUUCCUCUGCUGUCGGGGGAGGCUCAGAUGGCGGCUCUUUGAGGACGUGAGCCGGGCGGUGUUGGACAGGAUGGGACUCGCCCCUGAGGAUCAUUGCCGCCAGUUCCGGGCCUGUCGGCUGACCGCAGAGGAUCGGCCGUUUGCUUGGGCCCAGAAGCUGCACGAUGCGGCGGUGCGCUGGCUGCAGCCGGGAUCAUCAGAGGGAGAGACGCUGCUGGUGGACAAGGUGGUGCUGGAGCAGUUCGUGGAGGGGCUGCCUGUGGAGACAGCGAGAGAGUCUGGAGGUCGCGGUAACAUUGGUGGAGGACCAUCUCGCCGCCAGAGCGGGGGAGCCCGGGGAAGGGAUCAUAAAUGAGCAGUGCCACCCCUGAGCCACGGAGAGCGGCACAAACGCCAGGGCAGGAGUGCUGGAAGUGCAGGCAACCGGGACACCUGAGGAGGGACUGUCCUCUGAUGGAAGUGGGGCAGAUGUUCCGCGUCGCCGGUGCCCCAGCACUCUCUCCCGGUCCAGGAGGGACGUACAGCAUUCCGACUGACACCUCGAACAGAGGGCUGGGGGCCGUUUUGUCCCAGCAGGUAAAGGGGGCCGACCGUCCCGUUCUUUACAUCAGCCGGAAGCUGACAGAGCGUGAAAGAUGGUACA